GAUCUCACCACUGAGCUGAGUUGGGAGCUGACCAUUCCCCCAGAAGUACAGCGGAUUGUCAAGGUGAAGGGGAAACGCAGCAGUGAGCAUGUUCAUUCCCAGGGCCGUGUGAUGGGGGACCGCAGUGUGCUCUACAAGAGCCUGAACCCCAACAUGCUGGCCAUGGUGACGGAGAGCAUGUUCUGUUAGUGGAAUGAAACCAAAAAUCAAUGGUGUUAGUCCAACCCAACAAAACAGAUAUCAAACCAUAUUCCAUAAGAACCGCUCAUGGCCCUGUUCUUUUCAGUAUAUGGGAAAACAAAAUGGAAACAACAAAAUAGAAUCAGGUUUAUGAAACUCCUCGAUAGAUGGUCACACAUGUUUUCAGGAGAUCUCUAUAGAAAUGAUUUUGAUCACUUGAUACCUUGAAAAGAGCUCUUGCGACAAUAGAAUGACAUCCAUAAGUGACAAGUAUAAAAUGUAGUGCUCAGUGACAUUAAAAAACAAAUCAACCCACAUAGAGGAAGAGCUCUGGACAUAGGGAUGUCAAACUAGUCUAGAGUGUAAUGAAAAGCCAAGAUGGUGCCCCAGUAAGAAAAAAGAAAUCAACAUAACAAUGGGAAACAGCAAGAAGAAGACUGAGACAGGAAAGACAACAUUUUUCACAAGUGAAUUAUUCAUUCACUGUCUAGUGGAUACAGACAAAACUGCAGAAGACCCAGAGGAAAUCAGGGCAGGCUAAAAGUUUGAUAUCUUACACUUGUGGAAAAGCCUUAAGAUCUGUUUUAACUUGGAGCAGGUGGGGUGACAUCAUGACUACCAUUAAGAAAAUAUAACCUGUUGGGAAACUGUUUCUGCCUUGAUCAUGUUGCACAGACAAGCGAUAAACAGUGAGGAAUGUGCUUAGAUGUAUUGGGAAAGAGAUGGGUCUGUGGCAUUGUCACAAGGGUACACGAAUACUGAGAGUGAAUUUUGAAGGAAUGAUCCCAAUUGGUGGUGACCCUCAGGUGAGACUAGGGUGCCUGUGUUUCAGCAAAGCCUUGGCAGUUGGAGUGAGGGCUCCUAAGAUUCCAUGACACCCCCACGUUCUAAUUGUGUUGUAGCAACUGCAGACCGUUACCUGGCACACUGGCCACACCCUUGCUCACUCUUGUCGGAGACUGAGCUAUUGGCAGUGCCUUCAGCUCUGAGCUCAGGCACCGUGAACAUUGUUUUUGUCGUUAAGGAUCCUAAAGUGCUGUGGGGACUGAUCACCUUUUUCUCAACAUCCCUGGCCCCACCUCUUCUGCCACAAAUAUCAGCAUGGUGGUAGCUGCCGGCCUUUGGUCCAGUGAGAAGGCAGAGAUGAACAAUCUAGAAAUCAACAAGAAAUCGCACCCCCAGCUGGUAGAGAACAAACAGGAGUUCAGAAACCUCCAACAGAAAUUUCUUGUAACUCAAGUGGCCUACUUUCUGGCCAAAGGGCAGAAUAAUUAUGAGUAUGAAGACUGCAAAGACCUCAUAAAGUCUAUGCUGAGGGAUGAGCGGCUAUUCAUGGAAAAGGAGUUUGCAGAGCAGCUCAGGCAAUAUGAAGUCUUGGUUUUCUCUCGGGAACGGGAGCUGACCCAGUUAAGCGUGAAGUUACGGGAAGGGAGAGAUGCCUCCUGCUCAUUGAUUCGGCAUCUCCAGGCCCUUCUCACUCCGGAUGAGCUGGACGAGUCCCAGGGGUGGGACCUCCGAGAACAGCUGGCUGAGGGAUGUAGGCUGGCACAGGACCUACUCCAAAAGCUCAGCCCAGCAACUGCCGAAGACGAGGAUGAGGAUGUUAAAGUUGAGGAGGCUGAGAAAGUAGAGGAAUUAUGUGCCCCCAGGGAGGUGCAGAAGGCUGAAGAACAGGAAGUCCCUGAGGACUCACUGGAGGAAUGUGCCGUCACUUGUUCCAAUAGCCACGGCCCUUGUGAGUCCAACCAGCCUCACGGGAACACCGAAAUCACAUUUGAGGAAGACCAAGUCGACCCACCUCUAGUUGUAGACAGUGCAUCCUCUGGUGAUGAACGGCAGGAUGCUCCAAACCUUCUCCCAGUCCCUGGCCCCACCUCUUCUGCCACAAACAUCAGCAUGGUGGUAUCUGCGGGCCCUUGGUCCAGGGAGAAGGCAGAGAUGAACAUUCUAGAAAUCAACAAGAAAUCACGCCCCCAGCUGGUAGAGAACAAACAGGAGUUCAGAAACCUCCAACAGAAAUUUCUUGUAACUCAAGUGGCCUACUUCCUGGCCAAUGGGCAGAAUAAUUACGAGUAUGAAGACUGCAAAGACCUCAUAAAGUCUAUGCUGAGGGAUGAGCGGCUCUUCGUGGAAAAGGAGCUUGCAGAGCAGUUCAGGCAAUAUGAAGGCCUGGUUUUCUCUCGGGAACGAGAGUUGACCCAGUUAAGCGUGAAGUUACGGGAAGGGAGAGAUGCCGCCCGCUCAUUGAUUGGGCAUCUCCAGGCCCUUCUCACUCCGGAUGAGCCUGACGAGUCCCAGGGGUGGGACCUCCGAGAACAGCUGGCUGAGGGAUGUAGGCUGGCACAGGACCUCCUCCAAAAGCUCAGCCCAGCAAAUGACCAAGAAGAGGAUGAAGAUGUUAAAGUUGAGGAGGCUGAGAAAGUAGAGGAAUUAUGUGCCCCCAGGGAGGUGCAGAAGGCUGAAGAACAGGAAGUCCCUGAGGACUCACUGGAGGAAUAUGCCGUCACUUGUUCCAAUAGCCACGGCCCUUGUGAGUCCAACCAGCCUCACGGGAACACCAAAGUCACAUUUGAGGAAGACCAAGUCGACCCACCUCUAGUUGUAGACAGUGCAUCCUCUGGUGAUGAACGGCAGGAUGCUCCAAACCUUCUCCCAGAGUCUGAAGACUGCAAAGACCUCAUGAAGUCUACGCUGAGGGAUGAGCGGCUGUUCAUGGAAGAGGAGCUUUCGGAGCAGCUCAGGCAAUAUGAAGGCCUGGUUUUCUCUCGGGAACGGGAGCUGACCCAGUUAAGCGUGAAGUUACGGGAAGGGAGAGAUGCCGCCCGCUCAUUGAUUGGGCAUCUCCAGGCCCUUCUCACUCCGGAUGAGCCUGACGAGUCCCAGGGGUGGGACCUCCGAGAACAGCUGGCUGAGGGAUGUAGGCUGGCACAGGACCUCCUCCAAAAGCUCAGCCCAGCAAAUGACGAAGACAAGGAUGAGGAUGUUAAAGUUGAGGAGGCUGAGAAAGUAGAGGAAUUCUGUGCCCCCAGGGAGGUGCAGAAGGCUGAAGAAAAGGAAGUCCCUGAGGACUCACUGGAGGAAUGUGCCGUCACUUGUUCCAAUAGCCACGGCCCUUGUGAGUCCAAGCAGCCUCACGGGAACAAAAUCACAUUUCAGGAAGACCCAGUCGAUUCAACUCUCACUGACUCAUCCUCUCAUGAUGAAUGGUUGGAUGCUGUACACAUUAUCCCAGAAAAUGAAAGUGAUCAUGAGGAAGAGGAAGAAAAAGGGCCAGUGUCUCCCAGGAAUCUGCAGGAGUCUGAAGAGGAGGAAGCCCCCCAGGAGUCCUGGGAUGAAGGUGAUUCGACUCUCUCAAUUCCUCCUGACAUGUCUGCUUCAUACCAGUCUGACAGGAGCACCUUUCACUCAGUAGAGGAACAGCAAGUCGGCUUGGCUCUUGACAUAGGCAGACAUUGGUGUGAUCAAGUGAAAAAGGAGGACCAAGAGGCGACAGGUCCCAGGCUCAGCAGGGAGCUGCUGGAUGAGAAAGAGUCUGAAGUCUUGCAGGACUCACGGGAUAGAUUUUAUUCAUCUCCUUUUGCGGAUCUGGAACUGCUUGAGUUAUGCAACCCCUACAGAAGUGCGGUUAACUCAUCGGAGGAAGAACACCUUGGCUUGGCUCUUGACGUGGACAGAAUUAAAAAAGACCAAGAAGAGGAAGAAGACCAAGGCCCACCAUGCCCCAGGCUCAGCAGAGAGCUGCUGGAGGUAGUAGAGACUGAGGACUUGCAGGACUCACUGGAUAGAUGUUAUUCAACUCCUUCCAGUUAUCUAGAACAGCCUGAUUCAUGGCAGCCCUACUCAUUGGAGGAAGAAUAUAUUGGCUUGUCUGUUGAUGUGGAUGAAAUUGAAAAGUACCAAGAAGGGGAAGAAGAUCAAAACCCACCAUGCCCCAGGCUCAACGGGGUGCUGAUGGAAGCAGAAGAGCCUGAAGUCUUGCAGAACUCAGUGGAUAGACGUUAUUCGACUCCUUCAACUUACUUUGAACUAGAUGCCUCAUUCCAGCACUACAGAAGUGACUUUUACUCAUUUGAGGAAGAGCAUGUCAGCUUGGCCCUUGACGUGGACAAUAGGUUUUUUACUUUGACGGGGAUGAGGCACCACCUGGUCUUCCAGGUGGGAGGCAUAUUCCCACACUAAGCAGCCCUUACUAAGCUGAGAGAUGUCAUUGCUGCAGGCAGGACCUGUAGGCACAUGUAGGUUUGAAUGAAACUGUAGUUCCCUUUGGAAGCCCAGGCAAAAGUUUUUAAUUCUAUAGAUUAAAAUAAUUUUGGACAAAAACUAAAACUCAAUAGGAUGGGAAAGUGGGCAUGGCUCUAUUCCUAUUCUCAGACCAUGCCAGUGGCCACCUGUGCUCAGUCUGAAGACAUUGGACCCAAGUUAGGUGUGACACGUUCACAUGACUAUGUAGCACAUGCCGGGAGUGAUCUGCCAGACAUCCUAAUUUGAUCCAGAUAUCUCUGGGUAGCUACAAAGUUCCUCAGGGAUUUCAUUUUGCAGGCAUGUCUCUGAGCUUCUAAAUCUGCUCAAGGUCAGUGUCAUCUUUGUGUUUAGCUCAUCCAAAGGUGUUACCCUGGUUUCAAUGAACCUAACCCCAUUCUUUGUAUCUUCAGUGUUGUUUUAGCUGAUCCAUCUGUAACACAGGAGGGAUCCUUGGCUGAGGAUUAUAUUUCAGAGCCACUGACUGCUCUUGACAAUUGUUAACCCACUAGGCUCCUUUGAUUAGAGAAGCCAUAGUCCUUCAGCCUCCAAUUGAUAUCAAUACUUAGGAAGACCACAGCUAGAUGGACAAACAGCAUCAAGAGGCCUUAGCCCUGCUCCUUUCAAUUCCAUCCUGUAAGAAACAGGAGUCAGGAGCCGCUGGCAGGGGACAGCAUGUCACCUGGGACUCUGCCGGUGCAGAAUAUGAACAAUGCCAUGUUCUUGCAGAAAACGCUUAGCCUGAGUUUCAUAGGAGGUAAUCACCAGACAACUGCAGAAUGUAGAACACUGAGCAGGACAACUGACCUGUCUCCUUCACACAGUCCACGUCACCACGAAUCACACAGCAAAAAGGAGGAGAGAUAUUUUGGGUUCAAAAAAAGUAAAAAGAUAAUGUAGCUACAUUUCUUUAGUAAUUUUGAACCCCAAAUAUUUCCUCCUCUUUUUGUUGUUGUCAUUGAUUGUGGUGACAUGGACUUGUUUCUAGAGGACAGGUCAGCUGUCUGGCUCAAUGGUCUACAUUCUGAAGUUGUCUGAAAAUGUCUUCAUGAUGAAAUUCAGCCUAAACGUUUUGUCAAGAACACUGCAGAGUCAAUACUGUGAGUUUCCAACCUCAGCCCAAAUGUGGGCAGAGAAGGUCUAGUUUGUCCAUCAGCAUUAUCAUGCUAUCAGGACUGGUUACUUGGCUAAGGAGGGGUCUAGGAGAUCUAUCCCUUUUAGAGACACCUUACUUAUAAUGAAGUAUUUGGGAAAGUGGUUUUUAAAAGUAUCAAUGUCUUGUAUUCUGAUGAUCAUCCUCUAAACAUUUUAUCGUUUAUUAAUCAUCCCUGCCUGUGUCUAUUAUUAUAUUCAUAUCUCUACACUGGAAAUUUUCUGUCUCAAUUUUUACUGUGCCUUUGUUUUCGCUAGUGUCUGUUGUUAAAAAAAAAAAAAUUCUCUGCCUGGGUUUUAAUUUUUGUCCAAAGUUAUUUUAAUCUAUACAAUUAAAAACUUUUGCCUAUCACUCUGGACUGUUGGAUUGUUUUUUACAUUCAGUGUUAUAAUCUUUUGUUAUGCUGAUUGGUUUUGGUGGGUACUGAUGCGAAUUAAUAAAAACAUUUUCAUUUCCCUGUU
Molecule: messenger RNA, 6033 nt
Organism: Symphalangus syndactylus (siamang)
Lineage: Eukaryota; Metazoa; Chordata; Mammalia; Primates; Hylobatidae
Product: neuroblastoma breakpoint family member 3-like
Source: RefSeq, a predicted model, not a curated record